AGAAAUGGGCUUUGGAGUUUCUGGGCGCUGAAGAUCCAGGGGCCCCUCCGCCCGCGGGCCCGGGGAGUCGACGGCGUGGAGCUGCGCCAGACCCGCGACCUACCGCUGAGUAAAUCCGAUCCAGCGUGCGGCGACUCACAGGCGUCAUGGGGUCGAAGCAGCCGCCGGGGUCUCCGCUGUCUCGCGAGGAGGGUGAAGCGCCGGCGCCGGCUCCCGCGCCUGAGGGUAGGCGGAGAAGUCGCCGGGUCCGCCUUCGCGGAUCCUGCCGUCACCGACCCAGCUUCCUGGGCCGCCGGGAGCUUGCCGCGAGCUCCCCAGCCGGGGCCGCGCCUGCAUCCCCCGAGAUAAUGGCAUCAGCUGCUAAAGAAUUUAAAAUGGACAACUUUUCACCUAAAGCUGGCACUAGCAAAUUGCAGCAGACAGUACCAGCUGAUGCAUCUCCUGAUUCUAAGUGUCCUAUAUGCUUGGAUAGAUUUGAUAAUGUGUCUUACUUAGAUCGCUGCUUACAUAAGUUCUGUUUUCGCUGUGUACAGGAGUGGUCAAAAAACAAAGCUGAAUGUCCACUAUGUAAACAGCCCUUUGAUUCUAUUUUCCAUUCUGUGAGGGCAGAAGAUGACUUUAAGGAGUAUGUCUUAAGGCCUGCAUAUAAUGGUUCCUUUACUACCCCUGAUGUUCGGCGAUUUCGCUACCGUACAACCAUGACAAGGGAGCGGAAUGCAUCUGUUUAUUCACCUAGUAGCACCGUGAAUAGAAGAACAACCACUCCGCCAGACAGUGGAGUACUAUUUGAAGGAUUAGGCAUUUCAGCAAGACCUAGAGAUGUUGAAAUUCCUCAAUUUAUGAGACAGAUUGCAAUAAGGAGGCCAACUAAUGCAGAUGAACGAUCUUUACGGAAAAUUCAAGAACAAGAUAUUAUUAAUUUUAGACGAACUCUCUAUCGUGCAGGUGCUCGAGUUAGAAAUAUUGAAGAUGGUGGCCGCUACAGGGAUAUCUCAGCAGAAUUUUUCCGUAGAAAUCCAGCUUGCCUUCAUAGAUUAGUCCCCUGGCUAAAACGUGAGCUCACAGUUCUUUUUGGAGCUCAUGGAUCUUUAGUCAAUAUUGUCCAGCACAUCAUCAUGAGUAAUGUGACUCGCUAUGACUUGGAGAGUCAGGCGUUUGUGUCUGACUUAAGGCCAUUUUUACUUAAUCGAACUGAGCAUUUUAUACAUGAAUUUAUCAGUUUUGCUCGAUCUCCUUUUAAUAUGGCAGCUUUUGAUCAACAUGCCAAUUAUGAUUGCCCUGCUCCUUCAUAUGAAGAAGGCAGCCAUUCUGAUUCUUCAGUCAUAACAAUAUCUCCAGAUGAAGCCGAGACCCAAGAACUGGAUAUGAACAUUGCCACUGUUAGUCAGGCACCGUGGGAUGAUGAAACUCCAGGACCAUCUUACUCAAGCUCAGAGCAGGUACAUGUUGCCAUGUCUUCCGUUUUAAAUACUUCGGACAGCUCAGAUGAAGAACUUGUCACAGGCGGAGCCACAUCUCAGAUACAAGGUGUGCAAACCAAUGAGGACCUAAAUAAUGACAGUGAUGAUUCUUCAGAUAAUUGUGUCAUCGUUGGGUUUGUUAAACCACUAGCUGAGCGGACCCCAGAACUUGUUGAACUGUCCUCUGAUUCUGAGGAGUUAGGCUCGUAUGAGAAAAUGGAGACAGUGAAGGCACAAGAACAAGAGCAGUCUUACAGUUCCAGUGAUAGUGAUGUGAGUAGAUGUUCAUCUCCACGCUCUGUCCUUGGAAAGAAUGAGCAAAUGAAUAAAGGCCGUUGUGAUUCUGGUACAAGAAUCAAAUCAAAGAAGGAAGAAAAACGAUCUACAUCAGUAUCAUCUCCCAGAGACCUGAGAGGAGACAGAGUAAAUUCCCUGUAUAACCAUAGACACAGGAAGAGGGGAAGAUCAAGAAGUUCAGAUUCACGGUCCCAAAGUAGAAGUGGGCAUGAUCAGAAAAAUCAUAGAAAACAUCAUGGGAAGAAAAGAGUGAAGAGCAAACGAUCCAGAAGCAGGGAGAGUAGUAGACCUAGAGGGAGAAGAGACAAAAAGAGAUCACGAACUAGAGAUAGCAGUUGGUCAAGAAGAAGCCAAACUCUCUCUCUAAGUAGUGAAAGCACAAGCAGAUCAAGGUCUCGUAGCAGUGAUCAUGGGAGAAGAAGAUCACGGAGCAGAAAUAGAGAUCGUUACUAUUUAAGAAAUAAUUAUGGAAGCAGAUACAAGUGGGAAUAUACUUACUAUAGUAGAAACAAGGACAGGGAUGGCUAUGAAUCAUCUUAUAGGAGGAGGACUCUGUCUAGAGCCCACUAUUCCAGACAAUCUUCAAGUCCAGAAUUUAGAAUUCAGUCUUUUUCUGAAAGAAAUGCCAGGAAAAAGAAUAAUCACAAUGAAAGGAAAUAUUACUAUUAUGAAAGGCACAGAUCAAGGAGCCUGUCUAGUAAUAGAUCAAGGACUGCAUCUACAGGACCUGACCGAAUGAGAAAUGAAAAGCCUGGUGGGAAACGAAAAUAUAAAACACGGCAUUUGGAGGGUACUAAUGAAGUGGCUCAACCGUCCCGUGAGUUUGCUUCUAAAGUGAAGGAUAGCCAUUAUCAAAAAUCUUCAUCAAAAUUGGAUGGAAACUAUAAAAAUGAGAGUGAUAGCUUUUCAGACAGCCGAUCAUCAGACAGAGAGACAAAACACAAGAGGAGGAAAAGGAAAACCAGGAGCCUAAGUGUGGAGAUAGUUUAUGAAGGAAAAGCUACUGAUACAGCUAAACAUCAUAAAAAGAAAAAGAAGAAACACAAGAAGAAGCAUAAGAAACACCAUGGAGAUAAUACUUCACGGUCCCCAGUUGUUAUUACCAUUGACAGUGACAGUGAUAAGGAUUCUGAAGUCAAAGAAGAUACAGAAUAUGACAAUAAUGGUCUUCCAGACCCUCUACAUAAUGAGUUUUUGGCUCCUUCCUUGGAACCAUUCGAAACUAAAGAGGUUGUUACAAUAGAAGAUGAAUUUGGAGUCCUGGAUAAAGACUGUGACAUUACCACACUUACUAGCAACUUAAAUAAUGGCAACAAAACUGUGGAUGUUAUUCCACCCCAGGCAACUUCAGUUGAACAAACUCUUGACGUGAGAGAAGAGAGCACCUUUGCCUCUGAUUUGGAGAACCAGCCCAGUAAUGUGUCUCUUCAGUCUGAGCCAUUAAGGCAGUUGCCAUCUCCACGGACAUCAUUAAUGUCAGUGUCUCUUGGUAGAGACGGAUAGGUCUUAAAAGCAUCUCAUUGAGAGUUUUGAUGGUAUAAAAAGGAAAAAGAACAAUGUCAUCUAUUACAGUCUAUUUAAAGAUGACUUUAGAUUGAAAACUUUCCCCUUAAAAUAUUUUGUGAUUUUUUUGUGUUAAUUUGUAAAAAAAUCAUUAUUUGUUCAAAAAGUUAUGUAUGUCCCACUCUGAGAUAUGCACUUUUAAGUGAAGAAGAUAUUGUUAGCAGUUUAUUUAAAACUUGGGAUCCUUUUUAAAUAAAAACGUAUAAAUUUUAGAAGUUAUUUCAUAAAGCCAUAUGGUAUUGACAUUUUUAAGGUAGUCAAUGAGUAUUUUUGAAUUUUUUUUUUUAUUUUGAGAGUUAUUCUGGAAAUGUGUUAUGCUAGGAGAAUCCCUUUGGGCAGUCUUUAUUUUUCUUAAAAAUUUGUAUGAUUCAAAACUAUUUCUUUGGGAUAAAUUGAGAAGGCAUUUUAAUCUGCACAGUUUAUCUUCUGUCAGAAAAAUUUAGUAUUUUCCUUUAUAUACUUGUUUAUCUGGACUGCCAGUAAAACACAUGUGUAUUCAACAAAAGGAAGAAAAAAAUAAAACGGUAACACUUUAAAACAAGAA
Molecule: messenger RNA, 3864 nt
Organism: Oryctolagus cuniculus (rabbit)
Lineage: Eukaryota; Metazoa; Chordata; Mammalia; Lagomorpha; Leporidae
Gene: TOPORS
Product: TOP1 binding arginine/serine rich protein, E3 ubiquitin ligase
Biological process (GO): protein polyubiquitination; protein monoubiquitination; protein sumoylation
Cellular component (GO): photoreceptor connecting cilium; nuclear speck; ciliary basal body
Molecular function (GO): metal ion binding; ubiquitin protein ligase activity
Source: RefSeq, a predicted model, not a curated record